CUUUUGCCAUCCCCCACCACACACGCACCAUGGCCGAACCGGGCCAGUCAAAACGCACGACCGUGUACGUCGCGGGCUUUGCGUCCGGCGUCGACGAGCACCAGCUGCUCGCGGCGUUCGUGACGUUUGGCGACAUUCUCGAGAUCAACCUGCCGACCGAGCAGCAUGAUCCCAAAAAGCACAAAUCCUACGCCUUCAUCACCUUCUCGUCGGCCCAGGACGCGCAGGACGCCAUCGACAACUACGACCUCAACGAGCUGCCCGGAUACCGCGGCCAGGGCAAGUUCCUCAAGUGCUCCAUUGCCAACCCGAACAAGUAUGGCGGCGAGGCGUCGGGCGGCAAGUUUGACCGCGCGUUGUGGGAGUCGGAAGAGUGGCUCCAGGAGCAUGGCCAGACCAAGGGGGAGGACGCUGCGUUGGCAGCCGCUGCGAAUGGAGCGUAGGGCCGCGCUGGUGCAGGCGCGAGCAUAGUGACGACAGGGAGAUCGUAGAGAUAGAGGCAGAGCAUAGGAGACAUGUAUCAAUUAUCGGCA
Messenger RNA from Vanrija pseudolonga, 533 nucleotides. RefSeq names its product Peptidyl-prolyl cis-trans isomerase E (gene PPIE). Gene Ontology annotation, molecular function: RNA binding. Lineage: Eukaryota; Fungi; Basidiomycota; Tremellomycetes; Trichosporonales; Trichosporonaceae. The record is from RefSeq and is a predicted model, not a curated record. Bases 30 to 443 code for a protein of 137 amino acids. The transcript is spliced from 3 exons.